Molecule: messenger RNA, 1645 nt
Organism: Antechinus flavipes (yellow-footed antechinus)
Lineage: Eukaryota; Metazoa; Chordata; Mammalia; Dasyuromorphia; Dasyuridae
Gene: ZNF296
Product: zinc finger protein 296
Exons: 2
Coding region: 73-1599 (508 amino acids)
Biological process (GO): regulation of transcription by RNA polymerase II; negative regulation of dendrite development
Cellular component (GO): nucleus
Molecular function (GO): DNA-binding transcription factor activity; RNA polymerase II cis-regulatory region sequence-specific DNA binding
Source: RefSeq, a predicted model, not a curated record
UGCAGCGUCUCUCUCGGCCUCGCGGUGGUGGCGGCGGCGGCUGGGGCUCAGCGUCCGGCUCCGGCGCGCGCCAUGUCUCGGAGGAAGCUGGGCAGCGUGCCCCGCCGGGGUCCCAGGGCCGAUGAGGCCGAGCCGCGGGCCCUCGACGAGCCUGAUGGCCCGGCCGGCCCCGCGGCCUCGCCUGCUUCCUGCUCAUCGAACUCGUCCUCUUCGUCCGUCCUGCCGCUCCUGCCCCGGCCGGACCUCCCCGACGGCGGCCCGGCUCCGGCGUGCGACCUACCCCGGAGGAAGCUGGACAGCGCGCCCUGCCGGGGGCCUGGGAAGCAGGCCAAGGACGACGUCCAGCCCAAGCCGCCCGAUGGCCCGGGAGGCCCGGCAGGCUCACCGGCUUCCUCCUCCUCCUCGUCCUCAUCCUCGUCCUCCUCGGCUUCCCUGCCGCCGCUGAUUAUCCCGGACUCCCCCGACGCGGGCAGCGCCGGCGAGUGGCCGGACGGGCGCCAGGGCCCCGGGUGCGCGCGGGCCCCCUCGCGUCGGUCCGGAGGCCCCGGGCGCCUCCUCCCCGCAGCCCUCCGGAGCUGCCCAGACCUGCUGACGUGCGGCCGCUGCCUGCUCACCUUCCCGCUGAGCCAGAUCGUGGCCUUCAUGGAGCACAAGAGGGGCCGCUGCCAGAGACCAGCCUGGGGCCAGCGCCCCGACCCCGGAGGAGACGCGGGGUCCCCGGAGCCGUCGGCCUUUUCCUGCAGCAGCUGUGGCAGCUGGUUCAUGGGAGCCUGGACCCUCCUCCGCCAUGCCCAGGAGAGCCACGGCCUGGCCAUCUACCAGAGCCGGCCCGGCCCGGCAGAAGACGCAACCGGCGCAACCAGCGCGGCAGCGGCAGCGGCACCGGCAGCCGCAAGCGCGGCCCCGACCCCCGGCCCGGUUCGAAGUCAUUCUUGCGACUUUUGCGGCAAAAGCUUUCGCUCUCACAGCAACUUGACGGUGCACCGGCGCACCCACACCGGGGAGCGGCCCUACCACUGCCCGCGCUGCCCCUACGCCUGCGCCCAGAGCAGCAAGCUGACCCGCCACCUGCGCACCCACCAGCGGGAGGGCCCCGGCUCUGCCCCCGCUCCUCCCGAGCCUGCUGACCACGCCGCCGCCCCCACCGACCUGGUCCCACCCCCAGGGCCCAGCAGCGGCAGCAAUGAGGAAGGGGGCAGCCGGGAGCCCGGCUCCCCGGGCGCUCCCCCCGCCGGCCCCGGGGAGGAUGCAGGUGGGGGAUGUCGAGGGGGGGCGGGACGUCGAAGGGGAGACACGUGUGAGUUCUGUGGCAAAGUCUUCAGAAACAGCAGCAACCUGACGGUUCACCGGCGCUCCCACACAGGGGAGCGGCCCUACGCCUGCCCCCUCUGCCCCUAUGCCUGCGCCCAGAGCAGCAAGCUGACCCGCCACCUGCGUACCCACGGCCCCGCACCCGGCCCGCCCCCUUUCCAAUGCCCGCACUGUCUCGUGCCCUUUGGUCUCCGAGCCACUCUGGACAAACACCUCAAACGACACCACCGGGAGUCGGGAAGCGGGUCUGCGCGGGAGGCCGACCUCCAGCCCCCAUCCCAUCUGUGACCGUUCAUUUUUUAUUUUUGGUAAUAAACAUUUCUAGUUUUUGAAA